AUGUAUGAUGAUGUUGUGGCUGCUCUGUUGGAGGCUGGUAAACCUCUUCAAAAACACAGGAAAAACAGGGCCUUUAAUAUUAGACCAGGAUGGAAUGAGCAUGUAGCACCAUAUCACACUGAAGCUCGGGAAGCUUACAGGCUUUGGGACCUGGCUGGGAGACCUAGGCAGGGCCCCGAGCUUGAGAAUGCCUCCAAAGCAUUUGAUCGAGUGAAUCACAAACAGCUUUUUAUUAAGCUAAAGCAAAAGGGAGUCCCUGGGUAUAUUGUGAGGGUUCUUGCCUAUUGUCUUUCCAGUUGUUAUAUUACAGAUAAAGGUUGUGUUGCUUUGGCUUUUGCUCUGAGAUCAAACCCCUCACAUCUGAGAGAUCUGAAUCUGAACUAUAAUAAACCAGGAGAUUCAGGAGUGAAGCUGCUCUCUGAUGUACUGAAGGAUUCACGCUGUAAACUGGAAAAACUACAGCUGUGUGACUGCAGUAUUACAGAUGAAGGUUUUGUUGCUUUGGCUUCAGCUCUGAGAUCAAACCCCUCACAUCUGAGAGAUCUGAAUCUGAGCUAUAAUAAACCAGGAGAUUCAGGAGUGAAGCUGCUCUCUGAUGUACUGAAGGAUUCACGCUGUAAACUGGAGAAACUACAGCUGUGGGACUGCAGAAUUACAGAUGAAGGUUGUGUUGCUUUGGCUUCAGCUCUGAGAUCAAACCCCUCACAUCUGAGAGAUCUGAAUCUGAGCUAUAAUAAACCAGGAGAUUCAGGAGUGAAGCUGCUCUCUGAUGUACUGAAGGAUUCAUGCUGUAAACUGGAGAAACUACAUCUUUCCAGUUGUGGUAUUACAGAUGAAGGUUGUGUUGCUUUGGCUUCAGCUCUGAGAUCAAACCCCUCACAUCUGAGAGAUCUGAAUCUGAGCACUAAUAAACCAGGAGAUUCAGGAGUGACACUGCUCUCUGAUGUACUGAAGGAUUCACGCUGUAAACUGGAGAAACUACAGUAA
Molecule: messenger RNA, 987 nt
Organism: Misgurnus anguillicaudatus (oriental weatherfish)
Lineage: Eukaryota; Metazoa; Chordata; Actinopteri; Cypriniformes; Cobitidae
Source: RefSeq, a predicted model, not a curated record